AUGGGCGUUCAAGCUUACCUGGAUAUUUCGUAUCUUCCAUCCUCCGAGGCCCCAAACCCUCUCCAAGCCUACAACGUCUUCGUUCCCCAGAACGAUCCUGCAUCAUCGACUCUACCGCCUCUUAUCUGCUUCGUACACGGCGGUGCAUGGCGGUCCGAGGACAAAGCAGAGCAUGGAGAGCUCGCCCGUAGCCUGGUAAAGGCCACCGGGUUUGCCGUUGCCGUCCCCAACUAUCGUCUCACGACAGCCGACACGCCACUUGAGCAUCCGGCCCACUGCGAGGACAUCGUCCAAUUCCUCCAUCACAUCCGUAGUUGGGCGCCGCCGAAUACUUCGCCGGUAUAUGACUCCGGCAAAUUAUUCUUGAUGGGGCAUAGUUGUAGCGCGCAUAUGCUCGCUUCGAUCCUCUUCGACUCACCAUACCCGUCUCUGCUUCUGCCCGCCGACAUCAUACAAUCAGUACAAGGCGUCGUCUUCUCCGAAGGCAUUUACGACAUCGACUUACUCCUCACCUCGUUCCCGAACUACCGAAGCUGGUUCAUCGCCGCUGCUUUUGGCUCGCGCUCCUCAUAUCGCGAUGUCUCCGUGAACAAAUACACGUAUCCUGAAGCGCUAGCGCACGUCCGCUGGCUCAUUGUGCACUCGACUGGAGACACCCUCGUCGACACUUUACAGAGCUCGACCAUGCUCGAGCGGCUGCAAAGCCUCGAACCACCCGCGGAUGUGACGAGUAGUUUGGACGACCUAGACGCGGAGCAUAACGACGUGCUGAAGGAGCACUUGUUCAUUAGCAAGGUCGCGCAGUUCAUGAAACGAUGA
Peniophora sp. CBMAI 1063 is the source of this 819-nucleotide messenger RNA. NCBI's taxonomy places the organism in Eukaryota, Fungi, Basidiomycota, Agaricomycetes, Russulales, Peniophoraceae. The record is from the annotation of a GenBank genome assembly.